AUGAAGUUCUCACUUAUCGCAUUUAUGGCCCUUGGUGCUGCAGUUAUGGCUGCUCCAGUUGAAAAAGUCGCGGAUGUUGACGCUCAAGUUAACGCCAUCAGCGAGUCACACAAGCGUGGUCUCAUUGAUAUCGAUGCUUUGAUUAACAUUCUCAGCUCAUCAAAGCAACAUAAGCGUGGUGAACUCGUCGACGCAGAUGUCGUUGCCAAUGUCCUCUCACAUCAAGAGCAACACCACAAGCGUGGUGGUCUUAUUGACAUUGACGCACUUAUCAACAUUCUUAGCUCAUCAAAGCAACACAAGCGCGGCGGUCUUAUCGACAUUGAUGCUCUCAUCAACAUCCUCAGCUCAUCAAAGCAAAAGCGCGGUGAACUCGUUGACGCAGAUGUCAUUGCCAAUGUACUCUCUCACCAAGAGCAACACCACAAGCGUGGCGGUCUUAUUGACAUUGACCUUCUCAUCAACCUUCUCAGCGGUCAAAAGCAAAAGCGUGGUGAACUCGUCGACGCUGAUGUUAUCGCCAAUGUCCUCUCAAAGCAAGUCCAACACAAGCGUGGUGGUUUGCUUGAUCUUGACGCUGGUAUCAACAUCCUCAGUGGUCAACAACAGCACAAGCGUGGUGGUUUAAUCGACAUUGACGCGCUUAUCAACGUCCUCAGCUCAUCAAAGCAAAAGCGUGGUGAGGACUGCCCAGAAGAUCAAGAAGGCGGUGAGAAGAAACACGAGGGUGGCUCAUUGAUCGAUCUCGACGCUGGUGUAAACGUUCUCUCAAAGCAAGAGCAACACAAGCGCGGUGAGCUUAUCGACGCUGAUGUUAUCGCCAACGUCCUCUCCAAGCAAGUCCAACACAAGCGCGGCGAAGAAGGCGGCAAGCUUGUCGAUGUUGACGCUCUCGUCAAUGCACUCUCUGAGGUUAAGCAACACAAGCGUGGUGGUUUACUCGAUCUUGAUGCUGGUGUCAACAUUCUCAGUGGUCAACAACAACACAAGCGUGGUGGUUUAAUCGACAUUGAUCUCCUUAUCAACCUUCUCAGUGAACAAAAGCAAAAGCGCGGUGAAGACUGCCCAGAAGGCCAAGAAGGUGGUGAAAAGGAACACAAGGGCGGUUCAUUGAUCGAUCUUGACGCUGGUGUAAACGUUCUCUCAAAGCAAGAACAACACAAGCGCGGUGAGCUCGUCGAUGCUGAUGUUAUCGCCAACGUCCUCUCCAAGCAAGUCCAACACAAGCGCGGUGGUUCAUUAAUCGAUGUCGAUGCUCUCAUCAACGUCCUUAGCAAGUCAAAACAACAAUAG
Messenger RNA from Wallemia mellicola CBS 633.66, 1293 nucleotides. RefSeq lists its product as hypothetical. The record is from RefSeq and is a predicted model, not a curated record. The transcript is spliced from 2 exons. Bases 1 to 1293 code for a protein of 430 amino acids. Lineage: Eukaryota; Fungi; Basidiomycota; Wallemiomycetes; Wallemiales; Wallemiaceae.